Messenger RNA from Neodiprion virginianus, 1185 nucleotides. Its product is annotated as protein phosphatase 1 regulatory subunit 7-like. The record is from RefSeq and is a predicted model, not a curated record. The transcript is spliced from 5 exons. The coding region runs from base 169 to 1149 and encodes 326 amino acids. Gene Ontology annotation, molecular function: protein binding. Lineage: Eukaryota; Metazoa; Arthropoda; Insecta; Hymenoptera; Diprionidae.
ACGCGAGCGUGAUUAACUGUCAUUACUCACUUCUUGCCCUUUGGGUGCGAGGGAAGUUGAUUCAUCCGGCAUCUUAGUAUUGUGUCUAAUUUUGGAAUCAGAUCUUUAUUAGUAAUUAAACUGCUAGUGGUGGUUGAUUGUUUAAAUCGCGAUCUAAUACAGCGGGCGAUGGCUAACAAUGGUAAUAAUCAACGAAUUGACGAGGAACACGGCAAGGCGUCCGGUGAGGAGGAUUCCGAAAAAGAGGUGCCGGAAAUCGAGGAUGAAAAACCGGGGGAAAUAUUGAUUAUCGAUCCGGAUACCGAGGAAGUGGAUCUGAAUCAUUCUCGUUUGACAAAGUUGGAGAAUUUAGAACCACUGACUAAAGUUAAACGUUUAUGUUUCACGUGGAACUUGAUAAAGAAGAUUGAAAACUUACAUACUUUAACUACACUAGUUGAACUGGAAUUGCGCGAUAAUCAAAUUACCGUUAUAGAGAAUUUAGAUGCGCUUGUUAAUCUCCAAGUCCUGGAUCUUUCGUUUAAUCGUAUUAAGAAAUUGGAGGGUUUGGAUAAUUUGACCAAAUUAGAUAAGCUGUUCCUUUCAUCGAAUAGAUUAUCCGAAAUUGAGAAUUUAUCUCACCUGAAAAAUCUUAUCAUUCUUGAACUGGGUGAUAACAAAAUAAGAGAAAUUAAAAAUCUAGACGGGUUGAACAACCUGACGAAUUUAUUUUUCGGUAAGAACAAAAUUACCACAAUACAAAAUCUCGAAAAUUUGACAAAUCUCAAAGUAAUCAGUCUGCAAGACAACCGUCUUACAAAAAUUGAAAAUUUGCAAACUCUAACCAAACUGGAGCAGCUCUACUUGUCAGAAAAUGGCUUAACAUGCAUCCAAGGCUUGGAUAAUUGCCCAGAUAUAACAACACUUGAUGUUGCUAAUAACAGAAUUAAAAAAAUUCAAAACAUUGACCAUUUGAAUAACCUCGAAGAUUUUUGGAUGAACGAUAAUCACGUAGAGGAUUGGGCUACUGUGGAAAAUUUGACAGCUAAUAAAAAACUCCAAACAGUGUACCUGGAGAGGAAUCCUAUAGCGAAAGAUCCGAAUUAUAGACGGAAAAUGAAACUUUUACUACCUUGGCUUCCACAAUUGGAUGCGACACUAUGUAGAUGAGAAAGUAAUCACUGUGAUUAAAUCAUUGAGGGUUUC